GGUUCCGUGCUCCCCAGUGACAGCAACGGCAGGAAGCAGGCGGGCGCGCUUCGGGCUCUGCUAUAAGGCCUCGUGUUCUCGGAGGAGAGAACACAGGACACUUCCCUACGUAACUGCCACCUCUAGGCCCGACUGUAUGCAUGGCGAAGUCCCCGGAGAACUCUACCCUGGAGGAGAUUCUGGGGCAAUAUCAACGGAGUCUCCGGGAACGUGCGAAUAGAAGCAUUCAUCAACUGAAAUGUGUCCUGAGAGAAGGUGAGGCCACUGUUGAGGAAGAUGUGCUGGAUCCUUCUUUUAGUGCCAGUGUAGGAAAUGAGGACACUCGGACUGCCUGGCAUGAACUGCAGCACAGCCAUGCCGUCAAUCAACUCAAAGCUUUGUUGCGCCAACAAGCAGCUAAAGAAGGUGAGGUAUCUCCCUCCAGAAGACAAAAAAUGUCCCCUUUGAGGUCAUCAGACCAUGAGGAAACCAGUGCACCUGCUGUACACAAUCUUGUUCCUAUCAUCAAUGACCAGUCUCAAUACAUUCAUCAUUUAGAGGCAGAAGUCAAGUUCUGCAAAGAGGAACUCUCUGGAAUGAAAAACCGGGUACAAGUUGUCGUGCUUGAAAAUGAAAGGCUCCAACAAGAGCUGAAAUCUCAAGGACAAGAAGGAGCAAUGAGGGAGCAAACACUUCUGGAUGCAUCUGGAAACAUGCAGAAUUCUUGGAUUACAACAGGUGAAGACUCUGGGGUGGAUGAAGCUGCCAAGAGACCACUUUCCCAUGGCAAUGCAGAUACUAUCAAAGCUGCAUCUGCUGAGGAGGGUGAUAAAUGGAAGCUCGAACUAGAGAGGCUAAAACUUACUUACCAAGAAAAGAGUGAAAUCCUGGAAUCCCAGUUGAAGUUUUUGAGGAAAGAGUUAGCUGACUCUCAGAAAAACUGUGAAGAUCUUAAAGAGCGACUAAAACACAAAGAGUCUCUUCUUGCUGCUAAUAUUUCUAACCGUGCUAGUGGUCUGUGUUUGAAAUGUGCUCAGCAUGAAGCUGUGCUUUCCCAAACCCAUAAUGAUGUCCACAAGCAGACUAUUGAAAGGCUGACGAAAGAAAGAGACGACUUAAUGUCUGCACUACUUUCCGUAAAGGGCAGCUUGCCAGAUGUGCAGCAGAGAGAAGCACGCGCUUAUGAGCAGGUGAAGCAAGCGGUGCAUAUGACUGAGGAAGCCCAUUUUGAAAAAACCAAGGCUUUAAUCCAGUGUGAGCAGUUGAAGAAUGAACUGGAGAGGCAGACAGAGCGACUUGAAAAAGAACUUGCAUCUCAGCAAGAAAAAAGAGCCUUUGAGAAAGAAAUAAUGAAGAAAGAAAUGACAAAAGAAAAGGAAGAAAUGGAAUCAAAGAUGUUGACCCUGUCUCAGAAUAUUGCCCAGCUGGAGGCCCAGGUGGAAAGGGUUACAAGGGAGAAGGUUUCAGUGACUCAUCAACUAGAGGAAAUUCAAAGCCAGCUCACUUCUCGGGAAAUGGAUAUCACAAAGGUGUGUGGGGAAAUGCGCUAUCAAUUGAAUAAAACCACAAUGGAGAAGGAGGAGGAAGAGAAGGAGCACAGAAAGUACAGGACAAAAACUAAAAUGGAACUCGACAUUAAAGACCAGGAAAUAGAGAAAUUGAAAUUAGAACUGAGUGAAAGCAAGCAGCGUUUGGAACAGGAGCUGCAGAAGGCAGCCCGGGCCAGAGAGGAGAGCCUGACACUGACAGAGCUGCUGGGUGAAUCUGAGCACCGACUACACCUCACCAGACUGGAAAAAGAUAGCAUUCAGCAGAGCUUUAGCAACGAAGCAAAGGCCCAAGCCCUUCAGGCCCAGCAAAGAGAGCAGGAGCUGACACAGAAGAUACAGCAAAUGGAGGCCCAGCAUGACAAGACGGAAAAUGAACAGUAUUCAUUGCUGACCUCCCAGAAUACAUUUUUGACAAAGUUAAAGGAAGAGUGCUGCACAUUAGCCAAGAAACUGGAACAGAUCUCUCAAAAAAGCAGAUCUGAAAUAGCUCAGCUCAGUCAAGAAAAAAGGUAUACGUAUGACAAACUGGAAAAGUUACAGAGAAGAAAUGAUGAAUUGGAGGAACAGUGUGUCCAACAUGGGAGACUACAUGAGAUAAUGAAGCAAAGGCUCAAGCAGCUGGACAAGCACAGCCAGGCCACAGCCCAGCAGCUGGUACAGCUCCUCAACAAGCAGAAUGAGCUCCUGCUGGAGAGACAGAGCCUGUCGGAGGAAGUGGGCCGUCUGAGAUCCCAGAAUGAACAUUUCCUCUGAGUGAUUUUUCCCACUCAGCCCACCAGAUCCCUAAGCUGUCCCCACCACACCCCUGUGACGGUUCACCAGGAAUAGGUGGGGACGCUGCUCAUAGUCUGAACCACACACCACAUGCUGCAGUCACCUGGGAUGCUCGUAAACAAUAAAUACAAGGAAGCUGAUUCCAGGGCCUCUCCUCACAUGCACCAAGGCAGCAUCUCGGGGUUCACAGCAUCUGCAGUUCACGGCAGGGGCUGUGGCUUGGAGCACUGCCCACAGAGCCCAAGACUUCUUUUUGACUUGUUCUCCAGUUAAGAAUGACUAAAAACAACGGCCUUAUGAAUCCUUGCCUCCCUCUGGUUGGGGUAGGAGGCAGAAGGACGUGUAUAAAUGCCUUUUAAAACAUGAACUGGCUGUGCCGGUCCCUGUGGAGACACAGAGACCUCUGGCACCAGCCUCGUCCCUCCGCUGCCUCCCGGGAGGCAGACCCCAGGGGAGGACCCACCCGUGGCAGUGGUGGCGGGGGUGGCCUCGAGGGUGGGAACUUCAGGCAAGGCCCAGCAGCUGGGAGCGAGCUCAGGGGUCUGUGACCCACCACCUACUGUCUAACAUCUGGCCAGGAAGGGGGCACCAGAUAGUGAGGAAAGUAGUCUUGUCUUGGGAAGAAUGGAAACUCCACCAAUAGAGGAUUAUCUGCUACAUCAAGGUGAUCUUACGGGCUUAUGCAUGGAUUCGGUGAUGAAUGUGGUACCAGGACAUGUGUUCUGGUAGCCACUCACCCAACUAACAGGCUGUCUGGUUCCCUCAGAAUUCAGCCUAGGAGGGAUUCCUUUUUAGACCCUUUGGAUGUUACAGCUUAGAAAACAGCCUCUGAAACUGACUUAUCAGUGAUUAAUCAGUUGGCCCUAUGACAUUUGAGCAUUCUUGGCAAUGAAUUUACUUUCUAAUUUGAUUUAAACUUCUGCAUGGAUCCAGCAGCCAUGUGUGAUUAUAUUAAAGAUGGGAGACAUUACCCCAUUAAACCAAAGGCCCCACGGAGGAGGUGAAAGCAAGCACAAGAAACAGACCCAGAAAUGAGGUGGGGGCAGGCCUGUUUGUGGCCUGAAGCGAGUGGAUGUGAGCCGGAGUGAGGGCCAGCUGGGGAGCCGUGCGGGCAGGGGACCGAGGGCGAGGGCCACCCUCGCUGGGACCUGAGGUGUGCAUGGGUCACGGUGGUCCUUCCCAGCCCUGGGGGCUUGGCCCAGCUGACGGGGGAGCCUCCAUGAAGUUAGCUACCUGCAAGACAGAUGGUGCUUGAAUAGAACAGCAUAUACACUGAAUAAAGUAAAUUAAAAAGCCUCCUCCUGAGCGAGGAUUUUUUGGAAAGAAUUCUAAAUAGAUGAAAACAAACAAUUUGAUUUCAACCAAAUUGUUGUUUUUUUGUUUUUAUCCUGAUUUUCACCCGAAUUGUCAGUCUCAAAAAUAAACACUGAUACAUUCCCAGAAAAUAUUUUUCAAAUAAAAACUGACUCUGUUAAAGUUUGCCCUGAUUCUUUCAAAACUGUGUACAAGACACUGUCAACCAAAGUGACUUGCAUAUUUUUUUAAAUAAACUUGAACAUAUGCAGCUAAAAUGUCAUUAACUCCCUGCUGCCUGAGUGUUUGUAAAGAAUGACAUAAGACCCCUGGUGCUGCUUGUCUAACAUAAGGAUCAUACGGCUCUCAGAGAAACUUCCCCAAGCAACUCAAAUAGUAUAGUUUAACUUUUUUUUUUUAAACUAGUGGCCCGGCCCUGUGUGGAAUUAAUAUUGAAACAUACAUACAGCUUCAUUUAAGCCAAACUCGCUCUUCCUUAACAGUUCACUUUGUCCAAGAGUGAAUAAUUUCAGAAUAAGACUCAUGGAAGAAAAAUAAAUUGAAUUUUAUAUCACUUCAGAGACAUUUGCUCCUCUUAUUGCUUCCCGAGUCAGACAUUACAUUUUGCAAUAUAAAUUCACAAUCAAGAUUUUAAAGGGAGCUAAAUAUUUUAAUCCAAUUAGACAAGUGAACAAAACACUGAAUAUUACAUGUAGUGCAGAUAAGUGGUUCUUGCCUUUAAAAGACUGUAAUUCCGUCACAUUACAACCCCAAAUGUCAAUGUUGUCUUUAUUUUUAACGCUUUCAAACAUGAGGCAGCCAGAGGCUCCACUCUCUGCUGUUGGUGACACUGUCUGUCCUUUGGGAAUUCGUAAAAUCUAUUUACCAUGGAAACAUGGUUCAUAUAAAACGCAGACACCUGCCCAUGUGCAGAGGACAUUCCAUGACUUAAGGGAGUCAAGAACACUGGAAGGUGACACACUCAGGACGCCACAACUUGUGGGAGGCCUCUUGUGUCUGAGUGUGCUCUGGGGAGCAGAGCCUGGGGCCGAGCCUGGCACGCGUCCUCUACACCAGACCCUGUCCGUGCACAGGGCUCCUGCCCCUGUGUCCCGAGGCCCAAGUGCAACUUGAGAUGCUGCUGCCCAGAGCUGAGGAAUCGUGUCCCCACCUCCUUCCCGUGGGGAGGCUCUCCUGCCUCUCCCUUUCCAUUCUCUGGCUUCUGCAGUGUUUGUCUUCUUGGGGCCCAGAGGCAGAACCAGGCAGGCCCCAGAGUCCAGGGCUGUGGGCUUUGCCCUCAACUGCGUGGUGUCACUGUCAGAGGCCCAGCCGGCCAGCCAGCAGGGAAGAAUGAAUGGUGGGGCCUUCCGGUGACCCUGCCGUGAACUCCUACCUCUGCUCUGUAGCUGGUGACAGCCAGAAGGAUUCUGUGAAGGGCUGCACCAGAGCUGGGUGGGGCGCUGGAGCUGGGGAAACACAGGACUCUGUACUGCAUGCCCUGUGGCUUGGUGGAGCAAUGACUGC
This is a messenger RNA of Manis pentadactyla (Chinese pangolin), 5120 nucleotides long. It is a transcript of the gene SDCCAG8, whose product is annotated as SHH signaling and ciliogenesis regulator SDCCAG8. Gene Ontology annotation, biological process: tube formation; neuron migration; centrosome cycle. Bases 141 to 2282 code for a protein of 713 amino acids. Gene Ontology annotation, cellular component: centrosome; centriole. Lineage: Eukaryota; Metazoa; Chordata; Mammalia; Pholidota; Manidae. The transcript is spliced from 18 exons. The record is from RefSeq and is a predicted model, not a curated record.